This is a messenger RNA of Coturnix japonica (Japanese quail), 5872 nucleotides long. It is a transcript of the gene IGF1R, whose product is annotated as insulin like growth factor 1 receptor. Lineage: Eukaryota; Metazoa; Chordata; Aves; Galliformes; Phasianidae. Gene Ontology annotation, molecular function: ATP binding; insulin receptor activity; phosphatidylinositol 3-kinase binding. The record is from RefSeq and is a predicted model, not a curated record. Gene Ontology annotation, cellular component: plasma membrane; axon; insulin receptor complex. Gene Ontology annotation, biological process: cellular response to glucose stimulus; insulin-like growth factor receptor signaling pathway; positive regulation of MAPK cascade.
GUUGGGGGGGCGGCGUGCAUCGGGAGCGCGCACGGAGGCAGCAGCAGCAGCAGCAGCAGGGCGGGCACGAGCCCCGUCCCCGCGCGGCCGCAGAGGGAGAAGCGGAGCGUCGGGCGGUUGUUUACGAGGAGGGCGGCGGAUAACAACCGGGAUAACCGGGAUAACAACCGGACGGAUCGCGGCCGAGAGCGGAGCUUUAAGCGCCAGGAGCGGCGGCGGCGCGACACCCCCCCCCCCUCACCAACCCUCACCGCCCCCCUUUGAGGAACGCGGACCCUCCGCGCGUUGCGGGGCUGUGACCUUCAGCGCCCCGCGCCCCUCCCGGCGCUCCCCACCCCCAGCCCGAGAGGAGGGGGGGAAAAAAAGAGCGAGAAAAAGAGCGAGAAAAAGAGCGAGAGGAGGAGAAGGAUUCACGGAGCGGCUCCGGGAGGCUCCGCGCUGCCGUCCGGCCCCCCCCGCCCCCGCCAUGGCUCGGCGGCUCGGAGGGAUGCGCGGGGCCGGGCCGCGGGGUGAAGCGGCGGGGUGUUGAGCUGCUGAACCGCCCCGAGACCCCGCGGUGUGAUUUUUAUCAUCGACGUUUUCGGAUUUUUUUUUAUUUUUUAUUUUUUUAAAUUCUCGUUAUUUUGAUUUUGAGGCGGCGCCGAGAAGAGGCGGCGUGUCGGGGGGAGCCGAGCUGUACCGAGCUGUACCGAGCUGUACCGUGCUGUGCUGUACCGUGCCGUGCUGUACCGUGCCGUGCUGUGCCAUCGAGCCGUCCCCAUCCCCGCGGCGUUGCGGAGCGGCCGCGCCUCUCGGAGGGCGGAGGGGGGACCCGGCGGGGCAGCCCCGUCCCCGCGCUCAGGGCCGGGCGCGCCGCUGUUGUUGUUUUGUAAUCAGAUUGUCUGGGCCGCCCCCCCCCCCCCCCCGCCUCCCCCGCAGCCCUCCCAGCUCCGUGUGUGUGUGUGUGUGUGUGUGUGUGCGGUGCUGGAAAAUGGAGGCUGAGGAUGCCGAGCGCCGGCCCCGCUCACGGCCCGAGGGCUCCGGGCAGCGGCGCUGAGGGGACGGGGCCGCCGUUGUUUGGCCGCCGGGAGAGCCGUGAUCGCGGCGGGUCGUCGCCCUACGCCGUUGUUAUUAUCCGUAGGGCAGAAGAGGACAGUAAGACACGAGCCGGGGACUCCGUUGUUCUUUUUUGGGAUUUUUUUUUUUUUUUUUUUUUUAAUUUUUCCGGAAAAGGGGAUUUUUUCCAACUAAAAAAAGAGGAAUGAAGUCUGGCGCUGGAGGAGGGUCCCUCGCCGUCUUCUGGGGGUUGCUGCUCGCCUUCGCCGCGCUGUGUUUGUGGCCGACAAAUGGGGAAAUUUGUGGGCCAAACGUUGACAUUCGCAAUGAUAUCCAUGAGCUGAAACGUCUGGAGAACUGUACGGUAGUUGAGGGUUUCCUUCAGAUUCUGCUCAUCUCUAAAGCAGAGGAUUACCGCAACUUCCGCUUCCCGAAGCUGACUGUCAUUACUGACUACUUGCUGCUGUUCCGUGUGGCAGGCUUGGAAAGCCUCAGCGAUCUCUUCCCCAACCUCACAGUCAUUCGUGGGAGGAACCUCUUCUACAACUAUGCCUUGGUUAUCUUCGAAAUGACAAAUCUGAAAGAGAUCGGGCUUCACAACUUGAGGAACAUAACCCGCGGGGCCAUACGGAUUGAGAAGAACUCUGACCUGUGUUACCUCUCCACGGUGGACUGGUCUCUCAUCCUGGAUGCGGUUUCUAAUAACUACAUUGUUGGAAAUAAACCGCCGAAGGAGUGUGGGGACUUGUGUCCAGGAACGAUGGAGGAGAAACCAUUGUGUGAGAAGACCUCUAUUAACAACGAGUACAACUACCGCUGCUGGACCACCAACCACUGCCAGAAAAUGUGCCCCAGCUCAUGUGGCAAGAGAGCCUGCACAGACCAGAACGAGUGUUGCCAUCCUGAGUGCCUGGGGAGCUGCACAGCACCCGACAACAACACUGCUUGUGUGGCCUGUCGCAACUACUACUACGAAGGGGUCUGCAUGCCCACCUGUCCUCCCAACACCUACAAGUUUGAGGGCUGGCGCUGCGUGACCAAGGAGUUCUGCUCCAAAGUCCCUGCCACUGAAACAAGUGAUUAUGAGAGGUUUGUGAUUCACAACGAUGAGUGCAUGGCAGAGUGUCCCUCUGGAUUCAUACGCAAUGGGAGCCAAAGUAUGUUCUGCAGUCCUUGUGAGGGGCCUUGCCCCAAAAUCUGUGAGGAUGGGAAAACAAAGACCAUUGACUCUGUCACAUCAGCACAAAUGUUGCAGGGAUGCACGAUUCUCAAGGGAAAUUUGCUGAUCAACAUCCGUCGUGGAAAUAACAUUGCUUCAGAACUGGAGAAUUUCAUGGGUCUGAUUGAGACAGUGACAGGAUAUGUGAAGAUUCGCCAUUCCCAUGCAUUAGUUUCCCUGUCUUUCUUGAAGAACCUGCGAUAUAUUUUGGGAGAGGAACAGGUGGACGGGAAUUAUUCUUUUUAUGUGCUCGAUAACCACAAUCUGCAGCAGCUGUGGGACUGGAACCAUCAUAACUUGACGAUCAAGGAGGGGAAAAUGUACUUUGCAUUUAAUCCUAAACUCUGCGUUUCUGAGAUUUACCGUAUGGAGGAAGUUUCGGGAACCAAAGGGCGACAGAGCAAAGGAGAUAUAAAUCCAAGGAACAAUGGGGAGAGAGCCUCUUGUGAAAGCCACAUUCUGCGUUUUGUUUCCAACACAACACUGAAGAAUCGGAUUAAACUGACGUGGGAACGGUAUCGUCCUCCAGAUUACAGAGAUCUCAUUAGCUUCACUGUUUACUACAAAGAAGCGCCAUUCAAAAAUGUGACAGAGUAUGAUGGACAAGAUGCGUGUGGCUCCAAUAGCUGGAAUAUGGUUGAUGUUGACCUGCCACCAAACAAGGAGAAUGACCCUGGAAUUUUACUGCAGGGAUUGAAACCUUGGACUCAGUAUGCCAUUUAUGUCAAGGCUGUUACCCUCACUAUGAUGGAAAACCAUCACAUUCAUGGAGCAAAAAGUGAAAUUGUGUAUAUACGAACCAAUGCUGCAGUACCAUCCAUUCCCUUGGAUGUUAUUUCAGCAUCCAACUCCUCUUCCCAAUUGAUUGUGAAAUGGAAUCCUCCCUCUCUUCCCAAUGGCAACCUCUCAUACUACAUUGUACGAUGGCAGCAGCAACCUCAGGACAGUUACCUUUACAGACACAAUUACUGCUCCAAAGAUAAAGUCCCAAUUCGAAGAUAUGCUGAUGGGACCAUUGAUACAGAAGAAGCUACUGAACCCACCAAGCCAGAGGGCUGCGGGGGAGAAAAAGGACCUUGUUGUGCUUGUCCCAAGACAGAGGCAGAAAAACAAGCUGAGAAGGAGGAAGCAGAGUACCGCAAAGUCUUUGAGAACUUCCUUCACAACUCCAUCUUUGUCCCCAGACCUGAUCGGAAGAGGAGGGAUGUGUUCCGAAUUGCAAAUGCCACUUUGGCCACUCGAAACAGGAACACAACUGGGGCAGAUCACUUCACCAACGUUUCUGAUGCAGAGGAGAGUGAGGUGGAAUACCCGUUCUUUGAGACCAAAGUGGAUGGCAAGGAGAGAACUGUGAUCUCCCAUCUCCAGCCUUUUACUCUUUACCGCAUUGAUAUUCACAGCUGCAACCAUGAAGCUGACACGCUUGGUUGCAGUGCUUCCAACUUUGUCUUUGCAAGAACCAUGCCUUCAGAGGGAGCAGAUAACAUUCCAGGAACAGUAGCAUGGGAAGCAAAAGAAGAAAACACCGUCUACCUGAAGUGGUUAGAGCCUACAAAUCCAAAUGGGCUGAUACUAAUGUAUGAAAUCAAGUAUGGGCAGCAUGGAGAGGAGAAACGAGAAUGUGUUUCAAGACAGGAAUACAAGAAGCUUGGAGGGGCGAAGCUGACUCAUCUGAACCCUGGAAAUUAUUCUGCUAGAGUUCAGGCCACAUCAUUGGCUGGAAAUGGAUCUUGGACUGAGCCAGUCUCUUUCUAUGUACAACCCAAAUCAAACUAUGACAACUUCCUCCAUUUGAUAAUUGUGCUCCCCAUUGCUUUCCUGCUCAUCAUUGGGGGUUUGCUGAUAAUGCUGUAUGUCUUUAACAAGAAGAGGAACAGUGACAGACUGGGCAACGGAGUGCUGUAUGCGUCUGUGAACCCUGAGUACUUCAGUGCUUCGGACGUGUACGUUCCAGAUGAAUGGGAGGUGCCCCGCGAGAAGAUCACGAUGUGCCGGGAGCUUGGGCAAGGCUCCUUUGGGAUGGUGUAUGAGGGAAUAGCCAAGGGAGUGGUGAAGGAUGAGCCGGAGACCCGGGUGGCCAUCAAAACGGUCAAUGAGUCUGCAAGCAUGCGUGAGAGAAUAGAGUUCUUAAACGAGGCCUCUGUGAUGAAGGAGUUCAAUUGUCACCAUGUGGUUCGCCUGCUAGGUGUUGUUUCUCAGGGCCAGCCUACCCUAGUUAUCAUGGAGCUGAUGACACGUGGGGACCUCAAAAGUUAUCUGAGAUCAUUGAGGCCAGACACAGAGAGUAAUCCUGGCCAAGCACCUCCAACUCUGAAGAAGAUGAUUCAAAUGGCAGGAGAGAUUGCUGAUGGGAUGGCAUACCUCAACUUCAACAAAUUUGUUCACAGAGAUCUUGCAGCAAGAAACUGCAUGGUGGCAGAAGAUUUCACAGUGAAAAUCGGAGAUUUUGGCAUGACAAGGGAUAUCUAUGAAACAGAUUAUUAUCGCAAAGGGGGCAAGGGGCUUCUCCCUGUCCGCUGGAUGUCCCCCGAGGCCCUCAAGGAUGGCAUCUUCAACACUCAGUCUGAUGUCUGGUCUUUUGGUGUUGUACUUUGGGAGAUUGCAACAUUAGCGGAGCAGCCGUACCAAGGCAUGACCAAUGAGCAAGUGCUCCGCUUCGUGAUGGAAGGAGGCCUGCUGGAAAAACCAGACAACUGCCCUGAUAUGCUGUUUGAACUGAUGCGCAUGUGCUGGCAGUACAACCCCAAGAUGAGGCCCUCCUUCCUGGAAAUCAUCAGCAGCAUUAAGGACGAGCUGGAUCCAGCGUUCAAAGAGGUCUCCUUCUAUUACAGCGAAGAGAACAAGCCUGCAGACACAGAGGAGCUUGACCUGGAGACUGAGAACAUGGAGAGCAUUCCUUUAGAUCCCUCCUCUACCCUCCAACCCACUGACAAGCACUCAGGACACAAAGCCGAGAACGGCCCAGGUGUGGUGGUCCUUCGGGCCAGCUUCGAGGAGAGACAGCCGUACGCACACAUGAACGGGGGACGCAAGAACGAGAGGGCCUUACCGCUGCCCCAGUCUUCGGCCUGCUGAUCCUUGGACCCAGAGUCUGACAGAAACACAACGCAGACAAGCGCGUCUAUUGGGGGAAGAAAGAAAGAAAAUAACAAUAUAUUCAAAAGCCCUACUGUACCUCAGUGGAUCUUCAGAACUGCCAUAGCUGCACUUGGGAAGAACCCUUUUUUUCAGUAAACAAGUUAUCGUUUUGUUUUUUUGUUUGUUUUUUUUUUUUCUUUUUUCAAUAUGCAAGCAGAUGUUUGUUUUGGUAAAGGACUCCAUUCAUGGGGCACACAGUUGGCCUUUUAAAACUCUGAUGUUAACACUUAAUAGCAACAGAAAACUUGAGAUUUGAUCUCUCUCUCUCUCUCUCUCUCUCUCUGUCUCUCUCUCUCUCUCCUCUCCUUCUUUCUGUCUGUCUUUGCUUCAUAAUGGGAAACAUAUCUGCGUGCAGGUUCAACCGUACGGCACUUUUAUCAGAUCAAAGAUAUCGCAGGCCAGGUGGCUCCCUGCAGGCACCUGCCUGACACUGUAGGUCUUUAUUUAAAAAAAAGAAAAAGAAAAAGAAAAAAAAAAAAA